CAAUUUCAAACUCUGCUCGUUACCACCUGGGCCAACCCGACCUUUACUUUGAAAACCCCCUAGCGGAAGUUGACCGCUGAUUGUGGCGUGUCCGCUUGCACGAACUCCCCUCUCGUUCCUUAACAACAAGAUGGACUGGAGCGGGGACGGACACGAGCACGGCCACAUGCGUGACAGCUGUCACCACGGGCACGGGGGCCACUCUCACAGCCAUGGGCCCAGGGCCACGGCCUUCGGCGGGAUGGCGGACGCCUUCGCGCCGGCGUUCUCCGGACAGUUCGUCAAAAGCGCCGAUCAGACAAUGGAACUCACUCAGCAGCCGAAGAAGCGCUCGCUCAUGGACGACAGCAGCAGCUGGGACAUAGUGAAAGCCACGCAGUUCGGCAUCUUGGAACGCUGUAAAGAACUGGUGGAGGCGGGAUACGAUGUCAGGCAGCCAGACAAGGAGAACGUCAGUCUGCUGCACUGGGCAGCCAUCAACAAUCGCACAGAGCUGGUCAAGUAUUACCUUUCUAAAGGGGCAGUAGUUGACCAGCUUGGUGGAGACCUGAACUCGACUCCCCUUCACUGGGCCAUAAGGCAGGGCCACCUGCCCAUGGUGAUCCAACUGAUGAGAUAUGGAGCAGAUCCUUCCGUUGCUGAUGGAGAAGGCUACCGUGCUCUUCACCUCGCCAUUCUCUUCCAGCACAUGGCCAUAGCAGCUUAUCUAAUGGCCAAGGGGCAGGAAGUCGAUGGGCCUGACUGUAAUGGACAGACGCCACUAAUGUUAGCAGCACAGAAAAUCAUUGGACCUGAACCCACAAACUUCCUGAUCAAGAACAACGCUUCUGUGAGUGCUGUGGACAAAGUGAACAGGAACACGCCGCUGCACUGCGCUGUGCUGGCGGGAAACGUGGACGCAGCCCACAUCCUGCUGGAUGCCGGAGCCAGUGUGGAUGCAGAAAACAUCAACGGUCACACUCCCAUCGACCUGGCCCACCAGGUGCACAGCCCGCUCCUCAUCCACAUGCUCAACCACAUUAAACAGGAGAGGAUUCGCUCCAGCUCGCGCUGCCUGCGGAUGCUCAACAGAUACAAGGUCAUUCUGCAGAUUCUACUCUGCACGUGCAUGUUUGGAAGUGUGGCCGCGAUAGUGGACAUGAACUCGGAGUCGUGGCUGCUCAAAGGGAUCCUGUUGGCCUGUGUGAUAGGUGUCAUCAACCUGGCGUCACGGAAUUUCUCGGGUCCAGCCUUUCAGACGCUCCUGCCGUCUUCAGCCCUUGUGGCUUCAGUCUUCUGGAUGCUCGUCACCUGGUGCCUCUGGUUCCUGCCAGAUGGGCAUGGCGCCACUGUUCAGGUCCUGUUCACUCUCGAUGCCACUGCUCUCAUCUACUACUACCUCCGUACGACUAGGACCGAUCCAGGCUUCGUCAAAGCCACCGAAGAGGAGAAGAAGAUGAAUGUGUUGGUGUUGGCUGAAGCCGGCUGUUUGGACCCCAGGAUUUUCUGCACGUCUUGUAUGAUAAAGAAACCAAUGAGAGCGAACCACUGCUUCAGCUGUGACGCCUGUGUGGCAAAGCAGGACCACCACUCCAUCUGGACCAACAGCUGCAUCGGUGCAAGGAACCAUCACUACUUCGUGCUGUUUUUGUUCUCGUUCCUGCUGUUGACCUGCUGGAUGUUCUACGGAUGCCUCACAUACUGGACCACGCGCUGCGCGCUGCGCUACGAGGAGCAGGGCGUGUGGGGUGUGGCGUCUGUCCUGGUCAGCUGCUCUCCCUGGGUGCUCUGCGUCUUCCUGCUCAGCUUCUACCACACCUGCUGGUCCAUCACCAUCCUGCUGAUGCAGCUCUACCAGAUUGCUUUUCUGGGACUAACCACAGCCGAGCGGACGAGUCUGACUCUCCACCAGAAGAAACUCAGAUCCACGUCCUCUCUGAGACAGAAUCCAUACAAUCAGGGCGUGCUGCGGAACCUGGUGUCCUUCUUCCACCUGCGCUGCUGCGGCUUCUUCAAACCGACCGUUGUCGACUGGACGCAGCAGUUUCCACCCGGCCGUGACCAGCACAUGUUUGGGCCCACGGACAUGGUCUGACCUCCACGUAGCCCCCCACUCAGGGUCAAGGGUCAGGCUGUCACAGGGGUUCUGGACCAAAAGCACAGAUUCUCUAUAUUUAUUUUUUAUUUGCCUUUGAAGGAGAUAGACCAACAUAAAUAGAAGUUAAGAAAAUAAAGCAACAUUGGGCUGAGUUGCUUUUUGUACAGACUGCUGCUGCCUUAAACUUGAACAAUGUAUAUGAAAUAAAUGUCUAAAUUUGGGUAUGACUAAUCCUCUGAAAGCCUGAAUUAAGGUUUUAAGCUGUUUUUAUAAACGUCAAGACUAUUUUUAUCUGUUAUAAAAGAAGACUAUUUGUAAACAGCUGGUUUUAUGACUUUUGUACAAUUUGCAUGUGUUUCUAUUGAUGACCACUAUAGUCCUUCAAUAAAACAUAGUUAUGCCUGUGUUUCUAAGGUAAA
Betta splendens (Siamese fighting fish) is the source of this 2496-nucleotide messenger RNA. It is a transcript of the gene zdhhc13, whose product is annotated as zinc finger DHHC-type palmitoyltransferase 13. Gene Ontology annotation, biological process: protein palmitoylation. The transcript is spliced from 17 exons. Gene Ontology annotation, molecular function: palmitoyltransferase activity; protein binding. Gene Ontology annotation, cellular component: Golgi membrane. The record is from RefSeq and is a predicted model, not a curated record. Bases 131 to 2074 code for a protein of 647 amino acids. NCBI's taxonomy places the organism in Eukaryota, Metazoa, Chordata, Actinopteri, Anabantiformes, Osphronemidae.